UCGAUCAAUAUUCCUAUCUAUACGGAGAUUGAUAUCUCCGGUAUUAAUUUUGAAUUAAUACCAAAAUGAGGUGCAGAUCGACACACAGACACACUCAAACGCGGAUCAAUAAUCAUUAAUCGUGGUCGCGCGCGAUUCCAAUCAUAAAAAACGUGAAAAUUAUCAAUUCUCCGAUAUCCAAUUUCAAAUCUCGUAUGAAUUCGAAGAUCAGACACGGGCAUCGUCGAGAAACAAAUCCGCGCGGAAGGAAGGCAAAGCACGAUCUCCAAUCCACCCAUCCGCUUCUCCAAUUCCCGCCAUCUGCAAACAAAGCUGCAAACCCGGCGCUGCAAUUCAAUAUCCCAUUCCGUCUAUCCCUUUAUCCAUACACCCUUUAUCCAUCCCUGAUUAUCGAUCAUUCUGUGUCAUGCACAAUUCCAAUAAUCCCCCUUUUCGCACGCAACGUUGCUGCGUGGCCCGAUCUCGAGAGCGGCGACAACAAAACGAUUCGCGUCGAGGCGGCGUGCGAAACACAAGCCAGCAGCGACGUCUCUAUAUCGGAGCGUCGCGACGCCUGCGCGGGUUCCGCAACGAUCAGCUGGCUGGAGGCGCCUCGACGAGGGGCAAAGGAGAGACGGAGCGCGAGAGAAGGCGAUAGAACGCGGUGGAGGGAGCGAGAGAGGGUGGCGGAGAGGCGGUGGAGGGAGCGAGAGGGGCGAUGCCGAGGCGACGAGAGUUAGAGAAGGAAGGGCUGCGCACACGUCCAUCGGGUAUCAGUAGCGACGUCGAGGGUGGCCUCGUCGCCAGCUACACGCACGUUUUUGGCAACGUUCGUGGCUGCCCUUAGCCGCUGGUGUCCCACUCGUCGCAAUGGUGUUGAUCGUGUGCACGACGUGGACGUGAGCUCUCUCGAGAGCCGGCGCGCGGCCCCACGAUCACUCCUCGCGCAGUGCUGCCGUGACGGUCGAUCGAAGCGCACCGCUGAAACCUGGGAACGAGGAAACCUUCCAUUUUAACCACACCACGAUGUAUCUGGCCGGCCGCCUCUGCGUCGUAUUCGCCCUGUAUCCACCAGCGUCCUCGCCCAACGAUCUUCAAGAGGACAGGAGAAUGGUGUAUCGUCGGGUGCCAGCGUGAACAAGGUUCCUGGAGAAGGUGACGGUCUGGACCAGUGAUUGACCCGCUGCCUCCCUUCCUCAUCCGUGUACGGUACACGUUCGUGUAGUUCCAUGUCUUUUUUCGGAGAUUGUUUUCGACUGGGCUGUGACAGAUCUCUGGACGGAUGUUGUGGUUGAACAAGGGUGUAUAUAAAAAUCCGUUGAGGGAGUGUUAAAGAGUUGGGUCGAAUCUGGGCGUUGAUCGAUCGUAAUCGCGAGGCCAUCCAGAGGAACAUAAAACGCGAUGGUUGAGUUAUAACGUAGGAUAAGAGUUGUACGAAAGGCUGAUCCCUCUGGUUCUGUGUUGCAGCUGCGUACCGACGACGAGGAGACUAUCUGUCGUCGAUAACCGGCCAAUAAACGGCGCGUAGAGAGCACGCUCGCGAGAGUGAAGCAGCGUCGAACGUGGGUCACCUCCCACUCUCUCUCUCUCUUGCUCCCCCCCCAAGCGUAUCGAAGGGUUCGUUGACAUCACGACUGGAAAAUUGGCUAGAGAACUCGUGGCCGUCGAAAAAGGUCAGCGAGGAUACAAAUAUAGAAGCACUCGGGCCGCAACAAUCGAGAGAAGGAUGGAAACUUACUAGCUGUUUCUCGCCACCAGGAUCCCAGCUGCGUCUCGUGGAAUCGAUAUAUAUAUAUAUAUAUACGCGAAAUAUUCCGGGCUGCUAUUAACAAAUCCAAAUCCAACUGGAUCUCAGAAGAGGAAGAAUCUCGAGAGUAUCGAGUGUAUAUAUACUGUUCGAACAAAAACUCGUAGUUCCUAUCGAAUCGCGUGUGCAUUUUCUCCGUCUCCACUCUCGUUAUGAUUAAACCAGUGACAGAAAACAGACCGGCUGAUCCAUCAGUCGUAAAAUACCUGCCGUACAAGCAAUAAACAUUGGCUCGUCUUAACUUCUCUGAACUUCGUUGAAUAAAAAAGUGCACGAACAAAUCGUACUGUCGUAUUUAAUGAAACGAUCGUCUUCCACGUGUGAUACAAUACGAACUCAACUUCUUAAACGAUCAAUAUUAGUCAAAUUAAUAAUAACAAUAAUAAUUUUCAACGUUGAAUAACUCGUAGAAGCUUUGGGAACAGCCGUGUCGCGACUCAAGUGCGUUGAAGGGUGGGCUCGAGAGUUACAGGAGGGUUGUGACUCUCUGAACAGCAGGAGCCUUUCAAGGUGUAGGUUCCUCGUGGUUGGAGGUCUCUUCUGAUGGUACUGAGGGUGACUCAGCACCGGUGGACGAGCGCGAACGAGCAGCGCGGUCCCCGCGAUCAGCACCACAGUCGCCGUGUCACGUCGUCAUGGCUACACGUGCUGUCACCUCGACGAUGAUCGCGUUCGUUCUCAUCCUACUCGUCGCUGGUUGGCCAACAGGCGGACAGACAGGCUUGGUCAAGUUCUACGAGUCUGUGCCCGAUCAUCUGCAGCCGGACAGGCGAAUACCCAUCAACGAUUAUGCGAUGCACGGGCCCAUCGUCGACGACCACGAGUUGCCCAGGGAUCUCAGGGAGCCGUAUCCAGGCAAGAGCUUUGGACCGAUGGGCCCUAUCGAUGGCUCCCUCCCGGACGACGUCUCUUUUCGAAGUCUGUCGUCUGGACAGGAGAAAGGGGCGAACUCCAUCGAACUUCUGUCGUCUCACGCUGUCGAAAAGGUGGAAAAACACAAGCCGGAGUACAAGAUCAUGUCCGUGGAGUUUCAUCGCGUGGAGACACCGUUUGUCAUUGGAAUAUGGAUCUUCUUCGCCAGCAUCGCAAAAAUAGGCUUCCACAUGACGCCGAAGCUCAGCAAGAUCUUUCCGGAAUCCUGUUUGCUGAUCGUUGUCGGCGUGGUGGUUGGUGUCCUACUGUUCCAGGCGAGCAGUGUCCACGUGUCGCCUCUCACCCCCGACACGUUCUUCCUCUACAUGCUGCCUCCUAUUAUCCUGGAUGCUGGAUACUUCAUGCCGAACCGACUGUUCUUCGACCAUCUGGGAACUAUACUUCUGUUCGCCGUUGUUGGGACUAUAUUUAACACUUUGUCGAUAGGUGCUUCGUUGUGGGUAUUGGGUAAGAGUGGUCUUUUCGGAUUCGAAACACCACUUCUGCAAAUGUUCCUGUUCUCCGCGUUGAUCAGCGCAGUUGAUCCUGUCGCCGUGCUAGCUGUCUUCGAAGAGAUCCAUGUGAACGAAAUCUUGUACAUCGUUGUCUUUGGGGAGAGUUUAUUGAACGACGCUGUCACCGUGGUGCUGUACCAUAUGUUCGAGGCUUACAACGAGAUAGGACCGACGGAAAUACUUUACACGGACGUGCUCUCGGGAUUGGCUUCGUUCUUCGUGGUGGCGAUCGGUGGCACGAUAAUAGGGGUGAUAUGGGGCUUCGGUACCGGUUUCGUUACAAGGUUCACCCACCAGGUUCGCGUGAUCGAGCCCAUCUUCAUAUUCGUCAUGGCCUACCUGGCCUACCUGAACGCCGAGAUCUUUCAUAUGUCCAGCAUACUGGCGAUCACCUUCUGCGGCAUCACCAUGAAGAAUUACGUGGAGGCGAAUAUAUCGCACAAGUCGCACACCACGGUCAAAUACACGAUGAAAAUGCUGUCAAGCAGCUCGGAAACCAUCAUAUUUAUGUUCCUCGGGGUGGCGACCGUGAACAACCACCACGAUUGGAACACGUGGUUCGUCGUCAUGACCAUCGUCUUCUGCUCGAUCUAUCGCAUCGUCGGCGUGAUCUUCUUGACAGCGUUGGCUAAUCAAUUCCGACUGCACAAGCUGAACAAGGUGGAGAAAUUCGUGAUGUCUUACGGUGGUUUGCGAGGUGCCGUAGCAUUUGCUCUGGUCUUACUGAUCGAUCCGAAACACGUGUCUUUACAACCGAUGUUCGUCACUACCACGAUCGCAGUCAUUUAUUUCACAGUAUUCAUACAGGGAAUCACGAUCAAGCCCCUCGUAAAGAUCCUGAAUGUGAAACGAGCCGAAAAGAAGAAGCCGACCAUGAACGAGAGGAUCCACGAAAGGAUAAUAGACCACGUGAUGGCUGGGAUCGAGGACAUUUUGGGCAAGCAUGGCAAUUAUCACGUUCGGGAUAAAUUCAAACGGUUCGAUAAUAAAUUUAUUCGGCCGUAUCUGGUGAGGAAUCACUACGGUGCCGAGCCGAAAAUAUUGGAAACGUAUUCGAAACUCGCUAUGAAAGACGCUCUGGAUUACAUCAGAAGGAACGCGUCCACCAUCGGCAAUAUCAGUGGAACUGAAAGCAUGUCCGCUAUAUUCCGCAACUAUAGCAACACGGGACAAUUCAAUGGAAGUCCAAGUUGCAGCCAGCUCGAAGCGGGCUGGAAUAUUGAUCUCCAAGAAUUGGAGUACAACCCUUCCAAGAAGGACUUGACGGACGCCAGGAUCCACCACCUAUUGGCCGAAGAACUUUGCAAGCCGUACAAGAGGCAUCGGCGUUUAAGCUACAGCCGACACGCGGUGAACGAUCGCGACCUGUCAACCCAAGUCAAUUACAAAAUGCACAUGAACAUAAGACGGAUGAUGGGAGAGCACAAGCAUCGUCACAAGCGCAGUAAAAAAUUGCUCAAAGAUGGUAAGCAGAAUCACGUGAGUUUCCCGGAGUUCCAGCAAAACGGAUCAACCAAGUUGUUCACUCAAGAUUACAUCAACGGUGUCCUGUACGAGCUGGAAAACGGAGAUACCUCAAAGCCUUCGAGCAAGGAGGACUGGGACUCUGCGAUUACUUUCACGGCUCGCACUUCCGAUUCGUUGAACGUGAAUACGGAUGGCCACCACGGCGUCACCACCACUACCUCAAUGGACACCAUAAAUACCGACGAUCCGGAUAUGAAAUUAGGACGAGACGAAAGUUACAGGGUAACAACACCAACAGCCACGGAAACUAUGUUGCCAUGGAAAAGGGAAGACGAUUACGAUUCCGGCCACCCGAUCAAACAAAAUGAAUUUCCUGCUUGGUGUUCUAACAAAGAAUAUCUGGCUUAUAGUUCUCCUUCGGCGACAUUUUUAGGUGGAAUCGAGCAGCCAAAGGUCCAGUCAGUAAUUGGUCUAUUCCGUCGCGAGAGCGUGUGCACUCCAGAUGGUAUCGAUUGCCAGGAAACUGUGGAUGAGCGUGACGAAUACACGUUGACGGGGACAGAGCAGACCGAAGAUUCACCUACAAAAACGUUUAGUGAGUACGAGAAAGAUAACAAGAAAGGACCCACAAGACGAGUGUCCAUGAUGGAGCUAGGCUCGAUGGAGAAGUCUCAUUCAGACAAAUGCACGGAUGACGGUUCUCAUUCCCUGCCAGAAUGUUGGAAUGCUCAACGAGUCCGGAUGACCUCGUUCCCAUAUUCAGCCCAAGUUCCAAGCCUCUCGACCGCUCUCAUCACCUCCUCCUCGGAAUCGUCGGAGGAGAUCGACGAGGAGGAAGAGAAAGCUUGACCUUUGGGGAUCGUCGAGGGGCAGGCGUCAUCCUACGCGGACGAGGAACGUCGUUUGCGUCGACCAUGGCGACGGCCACCCCGACGUUCAUUGCUUUCGUCGCUUCUGCGACGUCCCAGCGCUCCAGUUUGAACGAAGGCGAGUGUCUCGUAUCUUCCCCUCCCUCAAGAGGAAAGAAUGAGCAACAUUUCAAGGAUUAAUCCCUUCCCCCUGGACGAUUGUCGAUCUCGCUCCCCUCAAGACGAACAUUUUUAGAAAAAAAACAAUUCAAGAGGAA
Apis mellifera (honey bee) is the source of this 5806-nucleotide messenger RNA. It is a transcript of the gene Nhe2, whose product is annotated as sodium/hydrogen exchanger 3. Gene Ontology annotation, molecular function: sodium:proton antiporter activity. Lineage: Eukaryota; Metazoa; Arthropoda; Insecta; Hymenoptera; Apidae. The record is from RefSeq and is a predicted model, not a curated record. Gene Ontology annotation, cellular component: membrane. Gene Ontology annotation, biological process: proton transmembrane transport; sodium ion transport; regulation of pH. Bases 2422 to 5529 code for a protein of 1035 amino acids. The transcript is spliced from 18 exons.